AUGUCUGUCGACUCGCUCCUCUCAAGCUUGGCCUCAAGCUACAAUCGAGUUCAACUUCAUUUGAGCUACUUUGCCCGCGUCUAUCGCGCAUCUUGCGCAUCCGCUACUGUCAUGUCCUCCAAUUGGCACUCUCUGAUCGCUAGAGCGAUUGACAUACCGCUGGAAGGCGACGACUCCCGAGUUGGUUCUACUCGAGAUGGAUCUAGCGGUGGCACUCUGAGUACCAACAACGCCUCCAAGUCUUCAUCGCUUCAAUCGCUUGGCGGCACCUUUAUACCCGUCGUUAUCUAUUGCGUCGUCUGUAUCAUAUUCUUCUCCAUAUUUCGCGUAAAAUGCAGUCGAGUCUAUGCGCCUCGGGCUAUACCCAGCCUACGAUCGCCUCACAAACACAUUCCGCCACUCCCCACGGGCUGGUUCGACUGGGUGAAACCGUUCUUCAAGACUCCAGAUACUUUCGUUCUCAACCAUGGCUCGCUCGAUGGGUUCUUCUUUUUGCGAUAUCUCAAAGUCUUGCGCAACACUUUUCUUGUCGGAAUGCUGAUCGCUUGGCCUAUUCUUUUCCCAAUCCACAUCACUGGUGGUAAUAAACUCAGUCAAUUGGAUAUCUUGACGAUUGGCAAGAUUAGCGAUCGUAAGCGCUUUGUUCUGUUUACUAUCACUCGAGAGUGUUUUUACUAUAUUGGCAUCCGUCAAGCAUAUCUUUCUUCACCCCACUACUCUAAAAGGUUGUCGUCUAGGACGGUUCUCAUCACUUCGAUACCCGAUCGCUAUCUCGACGAAGCCCGACUACGAAAGCUUUACGGCGACUCAGUAAAACGAGUCUGGAUUCCACGAACUGCCAAGGCGCUCAUCAAACUUGUGGAAGAGAGAGAGGAGACGGCGAUGCGACUGGAAAAGGCGGAGAUCGCACUCAUCAAAAAGGCACAUCUGGCCCGGAAGAAGCACUUCAACAAGAGCCCAUCAUCAGCAUCGUCCUCAGUCGACCCUUAUCCCACGGAAUCGAGCUCAUCCUAUAGGAGUGACCCGAGCAGCGAGCAGACCCGAUCCGACUCCCCACGGGUUGGUGUCUCUCAGAACGAGACCGCACAGGACGAAACACAAGAGGCAGGAUUUAAAGCGCAAUACCCGCAAGUAACCCAGACCGUAACCCAAGACACCCACGAUCUGCUCGAAAGGUCGGCCGAAGAUCCCGAAUACGUUCAUCCAUAUGGACUCAACCCAAAUCUCCCAGACGUUCGAGGCUCUGUCGCUGCCCAAUGGAUCCCUGCGAAAGCCAGACCUCAUCAUCGUCCACUCCAGAAUUUUUUCCGGCGCGUUGACACAAUCCGCUGGUGUCGCAUGCGAUUGAAGGACUUGAACCUUGAGAUUUACAAGCUUCGACGACAGGUUAGGCGCGGUGACGGUGAUACGUUGCCAGCCGCCUUUAUCGAAUUCGACACGCAAGAGGCUGCUCAGGCUGCGCACCAGAUCGUAGCCCAUCAUCGCCCACUUCAACUCGCUCCUCGACUGUUGGGCGUUCGACCAGACGAGGUGGUUUGGAAGGCUCUUCGAAUGUGUUGGUGGGAACGUAUCAUCCGUCGCUUUCUUAUCAUGGGUCUAGUCGCUGUUGCCAUUAUCUUUUGGUCUAUUCCAUCCGCCAUGAUCGGUAUCAUAUCCAAUAUCGACUUUCUAAGCGGAAUAGUCUUCCUGCGCUGGAUCAAACUAUUACCGAAGCCCAUUCUCGGCUUCCUCCAAGGUUUCAUACCUGCUAUUGCCUUGUCCUUCUGGAUGUCCCUUGUUCCUGCGAUGCUAAGAUUCUGCGGUGUCCAAGCUGGAAUCCCAUCUUUAGUUCUGGUCGAACUUUUCACACAGAAUAUAUACUUUGCCUUCCAGGUGGUACAGGUUUUCUUGAUUACGACAUUGACAUCGGCGGCUUCAGCUGCCGUCCUGGACAUCAUUAAGCAGCCAAUGUCGGCACCUGACCUCCUAGCCAGAAAUCUCCCCAAGGCCUCCAACUUUUACCUUUCGUACAUUCUCGUUCAAUGUUUGGCUAUCGGCGCUACGGGGCUUUUGCAUCUGUUCGAGUUGUUCCGACAACACAUCCUUGGAAGAGGCCUACAGAAUCCUCGAACACGUUUCAAUAUUUGGUACAACCUUCGUCCUCCUCGCUGGGGUGGAAUCUUUCCGAUUUAUACGAACAUGGCAUGCAUUGCGUUUUGUUACACAUGUAUCGCUCCUCUCAUUCUGCUUUUCGCAUGCGCCGGAAUGGCCUUUACACGUCUAAUUUACCGCUAUAAUAUCCUUUACGUGUUCGACUCGGAAAUGGACAGCAUGGGCUUGUUCUACCCUAACGCUCUUCUUCAGCUUAUCGUCGGACUGUACUUGGCGGAAAUCUGCAUGAUUGGCCUUUUUGCUCUCAAACUUGCGUUCCCGCCUAUGGUACUGAUGCUUAUCUUCCUCAUAUUUACAGGGAUUGUACACAUGUCCCUCCGAGACUCGAUAUCCCCUCUGCUCCAAAAUUUGCCCCAAACAUUGACAUUGGAAGAGGAGUUGCAACAGCAGGAAAAGGCAGAAGCAGAACAGAAGUUACAAGAGGCUGCGGAAUCGGGAGAAGUAAACGGAGGGACUGCGGCCAGUUACUUUGAUGCAGAUCUUAACUUUGGCGAAGAAGAGGUUGAAGAACCCCCGAGCGAUGACGAAGACGGCCAACAUGACGGGCCUCAAGGGUCAAGGGGUGUUGACGGUGGAGGUGGUGUCAAGUUGAUGGUGAGAGAGUGGAUGAAGACGACUGCCAAGGCACAAGUCAAGAAAGAGAUACAACAAUCAGGGAUAAAGCGGUUUUUGGAUCGUUGGAUCCUCGCUGGCGACCCUUCGAACCCAGAUCAGCAACCGACCUUUUUACAGCGCUUCCUCCACCCAGAAGUAUACGAAGACUUUAUCGCCCUACGAAAACUAAUCCCAUUCGAAGAACCCCCCGAUGUCGAUUACGCUGGUGACGAGAAGAUGUCUAAUUACUGGCCUCCCGAGCUAUGGAUGCCAAAACCUGUCUUAUGGAUCCCUCGGGAUGAGGCGCGUGUCAGUCGGCAAGAAGUUGCGCAUACAAGAAAGAUCACGCCUAUUACGGAUGUAGGAGUGACCUUGAAUGAGAAGGGGUUGAUUAUUGUGGAUGUUGAAGCCGCGCCGUUUCCAAGGAUGAGAUUAGUGCAUUGA
Molecule: messenger RNA, 3189 nt
Organism: Fusarium graminearum PH-1
Lineage: Eukaryota; Fungi; Ascomycota; Sordariomycetes; Hypocreales; Nectriaceae
Exons: 7
Coding region: 1-3189 (1062 amino acids)
Cellular component (GO): plasma membrane
Molecular function (GO): calcium-activated cation channel activity
Source: RefSeq, a predicted model, not a curated record